Epinephelus lanceolatus (giant grouper) is the source of this 4998-nucleotide messenger RNA. NCBI's taxonomy places the organism in Eukaryota, Metazoa, Chordata, Actinopteri, Perciformes, Serranidae. The record is from RefSeq and is a predicted model, not a curated record.
UGCAGCGAUUGCACUUGUUCCUAAAGGGUGUGGAGGGCACAGAGGAAGGAAGGGAGAGCAGGUGAGGGCGGCAGAGAGAGCCACAGGGAGGCAGACACCGACACCUAGCCAGUAACUGUGAGUGCAGGAGAGAGGGAGAGACAGACAGCCGGCUCUCAAUGGGCAAGUCUCUGUGAAGCGCAGCCUACCUGUUGGAGCUCAUUGCGGGAGACUACCGUGCCCGACCCACGCUGAUCUCGGAUCUGCGGGAAAACCCAUUACACUUGCGAGGCAUGAACAGCCCAAACAUGUCUCCCAGACUAUUGCUGUGCGCAGUUUUGGCUGUGUACCACGGGACGCAAACCUGCAGUGGAUUUAACAUAGAUGAACGGUUUCCUGUGAUCAAAGAGGGGAAAACCAAAGGGAGCUUCUUUGGAUUCUCAGUCGCUCUGCAUCACCAGACGGAGGGCUCCAGAAAGUACCUGCUUCUUACAGGAGCACCCAAAGAGAAAGCCAAUUCUCUACCAAACGUCAAUGAAACAGGUGCCGUCUACUCCUGUCCCAUUACAACAGAAACCACAGACUGCUCCAGAAUGGACCUGGUCAGCACAACAAAUCCAUCUGAGAUGGUGGAGGGCAUGUGGCUUGGUGUGACGGUGGCCAGUCAGAGAGACCAGCCGGCAGGACGCGUGCUGGCAUGCGGGCAUCGCUAUGUAAAGAUCAUCCAAGGUGGCAACGAGGAGCAGCGACGGAUGACAGGAAAGUGUUAUGUCAGGGGCAACGACCUGACCUAUGACCCCAAUGAUCUCUGGCAAGAAUACAAUUAUGAGGUCUGCAACCCCACCUUUGACAUUGAGUAUGAGGGCAUGUGCAACAUGGGCAUCUCAGCCGGCAUGACAGACACUGAUGUGUACAUCGGUGCUAUAGGCAGCUACUUGUGGCAAGGAAAUGUUCAUGUAACGUGGAGGGAUCCAGAUCCAGCGAAUGCCUGGGACACCUCAAGCAAAAACUUUGGACAGCUGAACAAACGAUACAGUUAUAUGGGUUACUCAGUUCUUGAGGAGAAGAAGCUGCUGAGCCAUGACGAAUACACAGUGGUGACAGGGGCUCCCAGGAAAGAUUCCAAGGGCUCUGUGAUUUUUGGGAGAAAGGCUGUGGACGGCCUCAAGUCAGUGCUCAUUAUCCCCGGGGAACAAGUGGGCUCGUACUUUGGAAACAGCCUGGCUGUCACUGACCUCAACAAUGACGACUGGAAUGAUCUGAUCGUGGGAGCCCCAUUCUACUUUGACCGUAUGAAGGAUGAGGGAGGAGCAGUGUAUAUUUACAUGAAUGAGAAUGGAUCAUUCCAAAACACUGCCACCAUGGUGCUGAAGGGUCCAUCGGCCUCUGCGUUCGGCAUAGCAGUGGCAGCCAUCGGCGAUAUCAACCAAGAUGGAUUCCAAGACUUUGCAGUGGGAGCUCCAUUCCACGACACAGGAAAGGUCUACAUAUGGAUGGGAAGUAAAAAGGGAAUCUCAAAGGAGCCCAGUCAGGUGAUCGAGGGGAAGUCAGUGGGAAGUGGAGGAUUCCGCACCUUCGGCUACUCCAUCAAUGGAGGGAUGGACAUGGAUGACAACAGUUACCCGGACAUCUUGGUUGGCUCUUUGGAUGACCGGGUGGCCCUGCUCAGGGCUCGACCAGUCGUCCACUUAACUACUGACUUCAAUGUCAAGCCAGACAUUGUAGACCCAAAUCAGUGUGGGAGCUCACCAUGCAUCACAGCGACUCUGUGUAUGUCUUUCACUCUGAGCAAUGGAAACAAAGACUUUAAGAAAAAUGCCACGGUGAAGUACACGGUGGAGGCCGACGUGCUGAGGAUAAGAAGCGCUCGUGUUCGUUUUAAGGACAGUAAUGAUGACACAUACACCGGCUCCCUGAACCUGCCAUCCUCCAAAACCAAAUGUCAAACUCUGAAACUAUUUGUAGUGACGCCUUUGAGGGACAAACUGGAGCCAGUGAUCUUUAACCUCAGCGUGUCCUUACAUGAACAAAAACCUAAAGCAAGACGCUCCCUGCAGAACCUGGACUCGUACCCAAUCCUCAGCCAGGAGCAGAAAGUCACCGAAAGAGCUGAGAUUCACUUUCAGAAGGAGUGUGGUUCAGACAACAAAUGUAGCAGCAACCUGCAGCUGACGGCCCAGUUUGGCGAUGAACAUGAAAAUCCUUACCCCAGGCAAGGGAAAUUCCAGAAACUUCAGUUCAACAGCUCUGUAAAGAUAAUAGCGAUGAUGGUGGAGGUUACCAACUUACCUGCUCUAGGGAAGCUGGCUGAAGACGCCCACCAGGCCACGCUGAACAUCACCAUCCCUAAUGCACUAAGUUACUCUGGCGUCAGGGCCUCGGACCACGACAUACAGUGCCGUUUGGAUGACACAGUGAUUUGUGAGCUGGGGAAUCCACUUAAAGGCAACGAAAAGGUCGCACUAACCCUCAGGUUUGAGACCUCAGGGAUCGAUUUGUACACAGACGAGAUUGAGUCCCAGCUGCUUCUGUCCACUGUUAGUGAGCAGAGUGACCUGAAGCCUGUGCCUGUGGCCCUGCUGAUUGAAAACACCAUCAACCCCACCUUCUCCAUAGCAAAACCGCUGGUGUCAACAGAAUUUAGUGGGACGGUAAUGGGCGAGUCAGCCAUGGUCAACACCAGUGACGUUGGCAGUCUGGUGGAGUUCACCUUCGAAGUGGACAUGCUGGGACAGCCCCUGGGAGACAUGGGGACUCUGGCUGUGGAGUUUGAGUGGCCCUUUGAGGUAGCCAACGGCAAGUGGCUGCUGUACCUGACGGAGAUUGUUGUUAAAGGGCAAUCGGAGACGGAAUGUAACUCUGCUGAACGAGUUGUCAACAUGCUUAACCUAACGUUGUCAGAGAGCUGGCGAAAACGUACUAAACGACAGAUCGUGGUGGAUGAUGUCGACGAUACAACAAAGCCACAUAUUAAUGAGCCACAGGCAGCCAUCAAGCUGCUCACGCCUCGCAGAGAGACCUACCUGUUGGAGUGCUCCAAGGGGACAGCUCGGUGCGUGACAUUUAGCUGCCCGCUGUACAACGUGACGGACAAAGCUAAGAUAUACGUGCGGUCCCGUUUGUGGAACAGUACGAUGCUAGAGGACUAUCCCAAUGCCCUGAGAAUUAUAGUCAGAGGUCAAGCCACACUAAAGCUCAAUACAGAUAAACCAACCAUUAGGAUGGAGAGAAAGACUGACAUGUUCACAGUAGAAAUAGAGCCAGUGGAGAGGGAGGAGGCACCCUACGAGCUCCCGCUGUGGAUCAUCAUCUCUGCAGCUGUAGCUGGAAUUCUCCUGCUGGGAAUAAUCAUUCUUAUACUAUGGAAGCUUGGAUUCUUCAAGCGAGCCGUCUACUACCGGAUAAUGCCAAAACACCAGGGGGUGAAAAUUCGCAAGGCUGAGCGCUAUCAGUUCAAUCUGGGAUUUCAGCCUGAGGAGCCACAGAAAAAGUAUUGGAUCACCAACUGGACAGAAAUGCAGCAUUACUACUACUGAGGCCUUUUACUUUGGGCCCUGAACCACUCAGCGUCACAUUGGUUUGACACGGGCCAUACAAAGAACAAUGGGCUCGGUCCAGCCACAUGGACUUUGCACUGCGUGGACCAACUGUGGAUAGUGCAUUCCUUUUUUUUUUUUUUUUUUUUUUUACUUUAAGUAGAUUUCAUCAAUUUUUUUCAGUGCAAUAUACUGAACAGUUUGUUUCAGAGAUUGUAAUUUGUUAAGUAUUUUUCAUGAAUGCAGUGUUUGAAUCGGGGUUGCAUUCAGGAGUAAAUUGUAAAUGGUUCUGAUUACGGUGUUUGCAUAUAUGUUUCCAUUUUUUUUUCCCUUUCUGAAUCAUCCAAGCAAAGUUGCUGGUCAUUCAUCAUGCUAAUUUCCACCAUGUCUGUUUUCCUCUCUAAUCAGAGGAGUGAGUCUAUUGAUCUUCUCUGUGAUUGUGUUUGUCUUAUCCUGCUCUGUCCCCAGGCAUCACUUUGUGGUCGGCGGCUGUAGGCUAUGUACGGGGUUUGAACCUACGUCAGUCUUUCAGGAGAUUGUUUUUCAAACUGCACUAAGAAUAUGUUGACCAGCAUUGAGCAUCUUUAUUUGAAUAUUACUGUUUGGCAAACAUUACAAAAACUAGCAUUUCUUAUGGUUUUGGCACUGACCUCCAAAAAGUGUGUUUUACAGGCUACGUAGAAAAAAUAUUCCCCUGGUUUCAGGGAAUAAAUACAGAAAGGUACGGGAAAAAAGUGCCAUUCAUUGGUUAAUAAGACAUUUUAUAGCCCAGCUUGAUACGCUUUAAUUUGCCCACAUAAAACUCCAUGCAUAAGUCAUCCAAGCACCCCUGCAACACAUUGAAAAGCAAUAGCUUCUUGUCUGUAUGUAGAUUUAGCCAACAUAUGUUGAUGAGAUGGUGGGAGCACACUUGAUUAUUAUUUAUUACACUGUCUUGUGUUAUUACAGUAAAGAACGUAUCUUUAAAAAAUAUCACAAACAGGGAGUCACGACACUGGAGUAAAUAAUACAUGACGGUAUAUACUGUAUGUCUGGAGACUGUAAGCUCUAGCAUACAUAGUUAUGUUAUGAAUUGUACAUAGUGACAAGUUACAGUGAACUGACUUAUCUGAAUGAAUGGAAAUGUCAUUGGCCUUUGUCGUUCCUCUGUCCCGAAGCUUUGUAUUUUUGUAUGAGACAGUAAAAUGACACUUGGAUUGUUUCCAAGCCAUUGUGGCCCCCAUUGAGGUCAAUCUGCAGCACUGAAAACAGACUGGACCAGGAGAGGACAGUCACUGAACAGUCUCUGAUGGGACCAAGUGUUGCAUUACCACUCUCGUCCGUGUUACCUGAGAGCCCGCAGGUUGUGACUGUGACAGAGGCUCCUUUGACUCUGUGAGUAAAGAGGGAAAGGCUGAAACCAAUGCACAAACUCUGUUCUCUGUCCUGGUGGUUUUUCUUUUUUUACUGUGCAGUUUCAGUGUAAUUAAAUUGUUUUUACCAA